AUCUGAGUAAAGCACCCGAUGCCUUUGCGUGAUGAUCGACGGAUUACCUGAGAAAUGAAUGAUGAUGGAAAAGCCGCUUAAAUACACAGAUGGUCACCCCCGGCAGCGUCCGACGAUCCCUGCAAGAACUCGACUUCAGAGCUUUUGGCUGCGUCAUUCAGCAUUGCACGGACCAUGGUCUUGUUCGCCAAGCCAAGCAACUACAUGCUCGCCUUAUCCUGUUCUCAGUCACACCGGACAACUUCCUUGCCUCAAAGCUUAUCACUUUCUACGCCAAAUCCAACCACAUCUCCGAAGCGCGUAGGGUGUUCGAUGAAAUUCCUCACAGAAAUGUUUUCUCCUGGAAUGCCAUAAUCAUUGGCUACUCAUCUAACGGUCUAUUCCAUCAUGCGCUGAGGCUUUUUUCGUCUUUAUCGUUCUCCGCCAGUGCGCAGCCUGAUGGUUUUUCUAUUACUUCUGUUUUGAAGGUGCUGGCUUCAUUGUCUUUUAGUCCCACUUUUGGAAAACAGAUUCAUGGCUAUGUUCUCCAACGUGGUUUGGAUUCCGACGUUCCUGUUCUUAACGCUUUGGUUACAUAUUACUCCAAAUGUGAUCAGCUUGGAUUCGCGAGGACUAUAUUUGACAGAAUGCCCCGAAGAGAUAUUGUGUCGUGGAAUGCUAUGAUUGCUGGGUAUUCUCAAAAUGGGUUUUAUGAAGAAUGCAAGCAACCGUACUUAGAGAUGCUAGGUUCGACUGGGUUUAAUCCUGAUGCAUUGACAGUUGUUAGUGUGUUGCAGGCCUGUGCUCAGUCAAACGAUCUUAAAUUCGGAAUGGAAGUCCACCGUUUAAUCAAUGCGAAUCAAAUCAAGAUGGAUGUAUCACUUUGCAAUGCUCUGAUCGGAAUGUAUGCAAAAUGUGGUAGCUUGGAUUACGCUCAGGAAUUGUUUGAAGAAAUGGGUGAAAAGGAUGCAAUUACUUAUGUUUCAAUCAUUUCAGGGUAUAUGUUCUAUGGGUUCGUCGACAAAGCCAUGACUUUGUUCCGAGGAAUGAAACAUCCUGGGCUAAGCACCUGGAAUGCUGUAAUAUCUGGUUUGGCUCAAAACAACCAGCAUGGACGAGUCUUGGAUUUAGUUCAAGAAAUGCAGGCUUCGGGUUCUAGACUAAAUACCAUUACACUUUCUAGCAUACUCCCUACAUUUUCCUACUUUUCAAACCUGAGAGGAGGGAAAGAGAUACAUGCUUAUGCUAUCAGGAGAAGUUUCGACCAAACUACAUACGUUGCGACCGCCAUAAUUGAUACUUACGCAAAGUUGGGGUUUAUCCAUGGGGCACAACGGGUUUUUAAUCAAUCAGAAUGUAGAGGCUUGAUAAUUUGGACAGCAAUUAUAUCAGCUUACGCUUCCCAUGGAGAUGCUCGUUCGGCCCUCAUUCUCUUUGGUAAGAUGAUAAAUAGCGGAGUUCAUCCUGACCCUGUGACAUUAACAGCAGUACUGGCUGCUUGUGCUCACUCUGGACAAGUGGAUGAAGCUUGGGAAAUCUUCAACACAAUGUCCUUUAGAUAUGGAAUUCAGCCCUUGGCAGAGCACUAUGCUUGCAUGGUGGGUGUUCUUAGUCGAGCUGGUAAGCUCUUGGAAGCAGCAGACUUCAUUUCUCAAAUGCCAUUUGAGCCAAGUGCUAGAGUUUGGGGUGCUUUACUGCAUGGGGCUUCAGUUUACGGUGAUGUGGAAAUGGGCAAAUUUGCUUGUGAUCAUUUGUUCAAGAUUGAACCAGAGAAUACUGGGAAUUAUGUAAUGAUGGCAAAUUUAUUUUCGCAAGCUGGAAGAUGGGAAGAAGCUAAUGCAGUUAGGGGGGAAAUGGAAGAGAUAGGAUUAAAGAAGAUUCGCGGUAGUAGCUGGAUUGAAACAAGUGGAGGAUUACUAAGCUUCAUCGCUAAAGAUGUUUCGAAUGAAAGAUCUGACGAGAUUUACACAUUGUUGGAAGGAUUGCUCGGAUUAAUGAGAGAAGAAGGAUAUAUUGUGCAAGAAGUAUUAGAUGAUGAAAGUGCUUUUAUUUGACAACUAAAAUAUGGCCAUUAGUCUAGCAUUACAAACUCCUUGCCCCCGGGGGGGGGGGGUCAUUUUACUCA
This is a messenger RNA of Neltuma alba, 2104 nucleotides long. RefSeq names its product pentatricopeptide repeat-containing protein At2g37310. Gene Ontology annotation, molecular function: RNA binding; protein binding. The coding region runs from base 90 to 2033 and encodes 647 amino acids. The record is from RefSeq and is a predicted model, not a curated record. The transcript has a single exon. Gene Ontology annotation, biological process: RNA modification. Lineage: Eukaryota; Viridiplantae; Streptophyta; Magnoliopsida; Fabales; Fabaceae.